AUGGCGGAGGUAACGGAGAAGAAGGAGCAAUCUGUGGAUCCAGAUCCAGCUGUGGAGCACAUGCUGUUCGAGAUCCUCUUGAGUCUACCUGCGAAAGACGUAGGCAGGUUCCUCUGCGUAUCCAAGUAUUGGGCAACAACCAUCGCCGGCCGGGAUUUCGUCAGAUCAUACUCGCUCCGGUUCUCCCCGGAGAAGCAGCCGCCUCGCCUUCUCUUAGCUUUCAACACACAAGUAAAGGGUUAUCAAGAAGGUUGGUACUUUUUCUCCACACCCCAAUGUCUCCCUGAGCCAGAUCCGGUCUUGAGGACCACCCCAAGGCCGGAACCACGAGCUGAUUUUGUAUCAAGCUGGGAAUUUCAGUUCAAGAAACAGUGCUACAAGAAUCCUUGUUACGCUCAUGGGUUGAUGAGCUUCUUGUACGGCGAUGAACAGGUGAUUAGUAAUCCCACCACAGGCAAGUCCAUUACUUUACCACCAGCCACUGUCAGAUCCCAGGAAAUGGUCGUCAGAUCCUUUCUAGGAUAUGAUCCAAUCGAUGCUCAAUACAAAGUCCUCUGCUUGACCAAUGUUACUCGGUUCUGCGAACAUCAAGUCCUCACAUUGGGAUCAGCGGAUUCUUCUUCGUGGAGAGUGAUCCAGAACUGCAGCAUUGUUCCUCACUUUCCUGGAACCGACUCUGUGUGCAUAGGCGGCGUUUUAUACUACACUGCUUCUCCUUCUUCUCUUACCAUGACGGAGCCAUUCCUGGUGGGAUUUGAUUUGAGGUCUGAAGCUUUGGAGGUCGCUUCCGUGUUUCCCGAGGGCCUUGCGUCGUGUAAAGCCACGAAUUUGAUCAACUACCAUGGGAAAGUAGCUCUUGUCACCCAGACUAAUGGAGGCCACGUGUACGAUUUGGAUUUGUGGGUUUUGCAGGACGCCAAGAGACGAGAGUGGUCCAAACAAGGCCUGACUCUCCGUGUAGGUGACACUGGGAGUUUCCAUGGCCGUGUAGAAAUCUUGGGGACUUGUGAUUCGGGAGAGGUCGUCUUUGCGCCAAUCAAUUUUAGAGGGUUGGUGGUUGUUUACUAUCUGGAUCCAAAGACUAACCGGAGUAUUCAAAACACGACGCUUCUCAGCAGUCUUCAACAGAUUUGUCCUAAAAACGGCAGCGGAUCGGGGAUCACCAAUCUUGAUCUGAGCACACCUGAUGCGUUCGAUAACAAUUACUUCACCAACCUUCAGAGCAACAAUGGGCUUCUUCAGUCAGACCAAGACCUGUUCUCUACCACCGGUGCAGCCACGAUUGCGAUUGUUGCUUCCUUUGCAAGUAACCAGACUCUGUUUUUCCAGGCCUUUGAUCAGUCCAUGAUCAACAUGGGGAAUAUUAGUCCCUUGACGGGGAGUAGUGGAGAGAUUAGAUUAGACUGUAAGAAAGUUAUUGGAAGUUGA
Microthlaspi erraticum is the source of this 1428-nucleotide messenger RNA. NCBI's taxonomy places the organism in Eukaryota, Viridiplantae, Streptophyta, Magnoliopsida, Brassicales, Brassicaceae. The record is from the annotation of a GenBank genome assembly.